CUGAAGUCUCCGCUGACCCAAAAGGGGAGGGGGGCAGAGAGCGGCGCGGAUGCCGAGCGAGACUGCUGCGUCCGGCGGAGCGCAAGCGAGAGAUUGAGCGUUCGAUUGACUCUCUGGUUCGGAGGCGAGCGAGGAGAAGGGGAAAGGACGCGGGCGGGAGGAAAAAGACCAGGACAAGGAGGGAAGGAGGGCGGGCGGCUCAGGCAGGGCGGCCGGAGGAGCCGCGAUGUCGUCGUCGUCGUCGUCGUCGUCGUCUUCUUGUUCUCCCGCUUCCAAAGCGAAGGAGGUCUUCUCCUCGGACGAGGAGGGCCCCGCCGUCGUUGCGGUCGCCCCCGCCGCGGUUGCUGUUGCUGCCGCCGAGGAGCCCCCCAAAGUCAAGGUCUCCAGCCUGCCCUUCAGCGUGGAGGCGCUGAUGUCCCCCGACAGCAAGAAGCCCCCGCGGGAGCCCGCCUCCGGCCUGGAAGGCGCCGGCCUGGGCCCCUCGCGGACCCCGCUGCUCCUGCCCGCCCACGUUGCCGCCCGCGAGCCCCCCAGCAGCCCCGGCGCCGCCCGAGAGGCAGCCAAGCCCUUCGAGACCGCCGCCUCCGUCAAGUCCGAGACCUCCGAGGACGGCGGCUCGCCCUGGGUCCCCGAGGCCGGGCGCUACUCCCCUCCCCCGAGACACCUGAGCCCCACAGCUUGUACCUUGAGAAAACACAAGACCAACCGGAAGCCCCGGACGCCUUUCACCACCUCCCAGUUGCUGGCUUUGGAGCGCAAAUUCCGCCAGAAGCAAUACCUCUCCAUUGCGGAAAGGGCCGAGUUCUCAAGCUCACUGAACCUCACAGAGACCCAGGUCAAAAUCUGGUUCCAGAACCGGAGAGCCAAGGCAAAGAGACUGCAAGAGGCCGAGCUGGAGAAGUUAAAGAUGGCCGCUAAGCCUAUGCUGCCUUCGGGCUUUAGCCUCCCUUUCCCCAUCAACUCCCCGCUCCAGGCAGCCUCGCUUUAUGGGACAUCCUAUCCUUUUCACAGACCUGUGCUUCCCAUCCCUCCGGUAGGACUCUAUGCUACUCCCGUUGGAUACAGCAUGUACCACUUAUCCUAAGGAAGAAGAAGACCAGAGCGCAGCAGCAGCAGCAGCAAUGCGAUAAGGAACAUUCAGGCGGAUCUUGCACAAUUCAAGAAUGCAGCAGAGGACCAUUCCUGGGUGUUUUUUCCUGCAUGCUUGUAUGUGCCUUACCAAGUAUAUAGAAGUUUGACCGCAGAGCCUGUAUUCUGCAGGUUGGGGAACCAGCGAGUGUGAGCUCAACACUCGGAAGCUGACCCUGAAAAAGAGGUGGUGUUUUGUUUGUUUUCAAAAAAACAUACAUGUUUAAAAUACUAUAGUUUUUGUAUAUGGGAUGGGGGAGAAGGAAUCAAUCAUUAAAUCAUGUGUUUCCACAGCAUAUAAAUAUAUAUAUAUGUAUGUACACUUUCCCCUAUGAUGAUGUCCCCAGUUUAAAGUGAAUUAUUCACUUUCUGAGGUGAAAAGUUUGCCACCUGUGCCUUUCCAUGUUUACUCAGAAGUAAGCCCCACUUUGUGGAGUGGGGCUCACUCUCAAUUUCGUGUGUGCAUGUGUGAAUAGAUAGGAAGGCAGGAUGAAAUGUGUUCUUCCAGGGGGGGAAACAUAGGUGUAUAGGCAAGUUUUAUUUAUGAAACAGAUUUAGCAAUAAAGGGGGACUUCAAUGGAGGCUAACUGACAGGCAGACUCAGGGCCCUUCCACACAGCCCUAUAUCCCAGAAUAUCAAGGCAGAAAUUUUCACAUUAUCUGAGUGUGGGCACAGAUAACACAGUUCAAUGCAGAUAUUGUGGCCUCCAUAUUCUGGGAUAUAGGGCUGUGUGGAAGAGUCCGAAAUCAGUCCCUGCUUUACCCCACUUAGUUCUCCACUGAACUGCAGUCCUUCAACCAAGAUGUCUCAAAUGCAAAAAGCUGGAAACAGAUGAGGGAAUUGCAUUGGUCUGAUCCAAACAGGCAAGUGUUACCUUUCUACAAUGUGUGUCUUCCAAACUGCUGUCUUCCAAUAUUUGUGAUCAAUGAGAUUCAUAAAACGGGAUUGACUCAGAACCAGUGUCUUUAAGGCUACCAUUCUGAGGAAUCCCACCAAUAAUACUUGAUUUAUUUGAAUGGAAAUGGAGGGGGGGGGGGGCUAGGAAAGAGACAUGAAGAAAAGCACUGUUUUCAGUGUGUGUACCUUAAUAGGCAGAGAGACUAUCAAAACCCUGUUGCAGAUUUGUGACUUUUAUUGCAAUAAUCUGUGUUUAAACCAUUACUAGCUUGUUCCAAAUUAAUUUUUCAUGGGAGUUUUAGAGAAUCACUCAUAGCUCUAGGAAACCGAACUGAACCAAGCUAUAGGAAACAAGAGAAUGCCAUCUUUGCUAAAGACAGAGCCAUCAUAUCCCUCCCCCCCCUUUUAAUAUUUUGGAGAAGGAAGGGAGGGAGGGAGGGCCAACAUCUGUUAAGUGUACUUGGCAUUCUGUAAGCCACUGUUCGAAUUAUUUUAUUUUUUUAAUUAUUAUUAUUGCUAAACUGUGUGGGGAAUUGUCUCUAGAGGAUGCAGGUUGCUGAAGACAGGACUUUCCUAAGAUGUAUUUCAGCAUGUUAUGAAAAAGAUAAGAGACUCGGAUUUGUUUUCUGUUUGACCCGCUCCUGGUUGUGUUGUGCCCAUUAGUUGCCCAUUAGUCGACUUCUGCCCCUUUCCCCCCAGCAUAUUAAAAUCCCUUUGAAAGGGAUGCCUUGUACAAUUUUAUAUAUUUUAUUGAAGAUUUAUUAUUUCUUACCUCUUAUUUAGAAUUAAAUUAAAAACUUGUUUAAUCAUG
Molecule: messenger RNA, 2837 nt
Organism: Anolis sagrei ordinatus
Lineage: Eukaryota; Metazoa; Chordata; Lepidosauria; Squamata; Anolidae
Gene: MSX2
Product: msh homeobox 2
Biological process (GO): regulation of transcription by RNA polymerase II; embryonic morphogenesis
Cellular component (GO): nucleus
Molecular function (GO): DNA-binding transcription factor activity, RNA polymerase II-specific; RNA polymerase II transcription regulatory region sequence-specific DNA binding
Source: RefSeq, a predicted model, not a curated record